Molecule: messenger RNA, 10574 nt
Organism: Solenopsis invicta (red fire ant)
Lineage: Eukaryota; Metazoa; Arthropoda; Insecta; Hymenoptera; Formicidae
Gene: Cals
Product: calsyntenin-1
Exons: 4
Coding region: 359-3241 (960 amino acids)
Biological process (GO): homophilic cell-cell adhesion; positive regulation of synapse assembly; positive regulation of synaptic transmission
Cellular component (GO): cell surface; postsynaptic membrane
Molecular function (GO): amyloid-beta binding; calcium ion binding; X11-like protein binding
Source: RefSeq, a predicted model, not a curated record
UUGACUCCGCGAUUGUGUGUGCGGUGGUGUGUCGUCGCGAGUGCGAGUGAGCGAACGAGCGCGCGCGCGUGCGACACAAGUCCGUCCCGUCCGUGCAGUCAGUCGGCGAUGCUCCUUUAAAAAGCAAAGUGUUACUCCGGAGUGCGCGCGCGAGUGAGAACGUUACACCGUCGAGAGAAAGAGGAGUCGAGGAGAGUGGCGAGAGGCGCGUCGUAAGGACGCGUAGUAGUAGUAAGGUGCCUCGUAAGCCACGCCGUGCGCGGCCAGGCAGCACGAUCCCGUGACGACGACGACGACGACGACGACGACGACGACAACAACAACGACGACGACGAGAACGAGGAGGAGCGGAGGAAACAUGCUGCCGCAGGCGACGACGGGCGCGCUGCUCUGCGGCCUGCUGCUGGCCCUGCUGUGCUGCGUCGGACUCACCCACGCGAGCAUCGCCGCAGCCUUCGAGUCGACACCUUCGAGCUCCUUCGAUCAUGGAGCUCCACGAUUGGACCUGGAGAGCCUCGAGAGCGGAUAUCACGGCCUGGUCAAGGAGAACGAAACUCUGGUCGAGGUCACGCCGCAGAUCCGUGCCCUGGGAACGAAAGUUUGCUCCUUCCGCAUCGCGAACAAGCACCACGGCGAGGCGCCGUUCGAGAUCAUCCUGAAGGAGAAGGGGAUGGCCGAGCUGCGGGCGUUCCGGGUCCUGAAUUGCGAGAAGCGCCGCAAUUACAAGUUCGACAUCGCCGCGGUCGGCUGCAACGGAGCGCAAUCGGAAAACGCCACGGUUCAUAUUACGGUGGUUGACGUGAACGAGUACGCGCCGCAGUUUCUCCAACCGGCCUAUGUCAGUACCGUGGACGAGGGUCGCCUCUACGAAGAGGUGGUUCGCGUCGAGGCGUCCGAUCGUGACUGCACGCCCAAGUUCGGCGAUGUCUGCAAGUACGAGAUCCUCACCGCCGAUCAGCCAUUCAUCAUCGACAAUGAGGGUGCCAUUCGCAAUACCGAGCCCCUGGACUACGAGCGCUCCCACAACUACAUCCUUAGCGUGGUCGCCUACGACUGCGGCAUGAAGCAGUCUGCGCCAGCGAUGGUGACGGUCAAGGUGAACCGUGUGUGCGCUCCCGGAUGGCGGGGCAUCCCCGAGAGGGUGGAUUACGCCGCCGGCGUUGGUUCGCAACCUCUGCUGCCCUCGGCGCGGCUUGACCUCUGCGACGCGCCCUGCAUUUUGCGCAACGUACGCGCCACCUUGACUCUGGCCACGGAUCACAUCGGCAAGGGUUGCGAUCGCGACACCUACGGGGUUCGCAGCCAGCGAAAGCUGUGCGGCGCCUCGCGCGACAGCGUGGAUCUGCUGCCCACACCUGGACCCACAGCCUCCUGGACGGCUACUCUUUCCAGAGACGAGGGUAGAGAGGCCGAUGAGAUCUUCGAGUUUGACGGCGUGGACUCGGCCGCGAUCGUGCCCAACGACGUGCUGGAGCACAGCCUAGCGCAGAAGUUCACCAUCGGCGUUUGGGUCAAGCACCGACCACGCCCGCGACAAGAUCCGCAUGUUAAGGAGCACAUUUUGUGUGCUGCCGACGAUCACAAGAUGAAUAGGCACCAUUACGCCCUGUUCAUAAGGAACUGCAGAUUGAUUUUGCUGCUGCGACGCGACUUCUCCGAGGGCGAUCCCAACAUCUUCCGUGCUGCCGAAUGGCGUUGGAAACUCGGCCAGGUAUGCGACGACAAGUGGCAUCAUUACGCGAUCCAGGUAGACUUCCCGCGCGUCAACCUUUACGUCGACGGCGAGGAGUGGCGCGCCGACGAGAAGAAUCCCGAAGUCAUCGACGACUGGCCCUUGCAUCCGGCCAAGGGCGUCAACACCACUCUCGUGGUCGGGGCGUGUUGGCAGGGCUCCGAGAAUAAGACCAAACACCAUUUCCGCGGCUACCUCGCCGGUCUGUCCGUUUUAGUCGGCCGAAACGAGAAGCCGGAAGUACUGUCGUGCCUGCGGCGCUGCCAGGAGGGCAUUCACGUGCCACCGAUGGACUUGUUGCAACCGGGUACUCAGCUGCUGACCAAUUCCGACAUGACCGAGGUGCGCAUCGACGGCGACAACCGCACGAACGUGGAGACCCUGUUGCGUCGAAUCGGUUACUCCAACACCCGACGUUUCCCGACGCCCGGCCGCCGUAACUUCCGUCUCGACACCACGAUCGUCUGUGAGGGUAGCGAGAACACGCCUCUACCGGUACCGACUGUGCAGUCCUACGUCACCGUGCUACCGCCUCCUCGACCUGGCAUCACCGUCAACGGCACCGGUUACGUAGCCCGAGAAUACGCUGAUUUCCGGCUGGGUGUACGCGUGUUCCCCGACGCGCGCGUCACCGCCGGAACGGCCGCCCGAUUGGACGCCUGCGCCGUCAGUGUUUAUCCGAGUCUCAACCCCGAUCACGAGAGUCUGGGAUUACCCGGUGACGCCCUGCUCUCAUUCCACGACAUCUCCGCUCGCGUCGACCGAGACGGCGUCGUCCUCUCCGGCGCGGACUCGCCCUACAACUAUCAACAAUUGAUCCGUCUUAUCAUGUACACGAACCGCAAGCCGGCUUACUAUCUGGAUCGCGUCUUUAAGCUUACCUGUUCCGAGCUCAGCGGCCGCUUCGCCAGUAACGAAUACGUGCAAACGCUGGCCGUGAUUCAUCCUAAAGAAAAGACGACCGUUCCGCCGCACACGACACCCGGAGAACCGCCCAUUGCCAGAAUCGUCGAACCGGCACCGGGUCAUGCACAGCUCUCGCCGCAUCAUGCCGAUCUAACGGAGGAAUACGCUACGGCCGCGCUUCGCGAAGGCGGUAGAACCAUCGGCGGCACUGGCGGUAGCCAUGCCGUGACCAUCGUCGCCGCCGCUUGCAUCGGCUUCCUGCUGCUGAUGGCUGUGGUAGGCGCUGCGCGGGUCCGCGGAGCGGCCAAACGACGACGAUCCGCCGGUGACGAGCUCGCCGCCGAGACGGAGAUGGCCUGGGACGACUCGGCUCUCGCCAUCACCGUGAAUCCGAUGGACAGGUUGACGGAACAAGACCAGCAUCACCACAGCCAACGAGACGAGGACGUGGACGACUCCGGCAGCUCCGAUUCCGAGGACGGCUCGUUCCGGGACGAUGACCUCGACAGCUCCGACUGCGAGAACGAUUGCGAUCUCAGCAACGGCCGACACCGCCGUCACAACUCGCCGCACGAUCUGGAGUGGGAUCAUCGUGAUGUUUAAAUCACCCUACUAUCUUUACACUGAGCAUUCACACAUCUCCCUUUCUUCGCGUGACAUUGAGAGGAGUACUGGCAGCGUGCCAUUUUCCACAAGAUUCCUUCAUCGUAUAUCGUUUCCUCUCAUCGCGCCCGCGUGACGCUUGACGAGCACGUCUUGGAAGUAUCUCACGACCAAGAUGCCUCGCGCAGCUCUAUCGGCGGCUACGCGAAUUUAAUCUGCGGCAGUAAAGAGUUUCGAAUUAUCGUGUAUCAAACGUCUUUCGUCGAACGCGACUUGCGUCCGAGAGAUCGGUUUCUCAAAGUUCUCUCCCUUUGCAUCAGAUAUCACAGACGCAUCGUAAAGGGAUUAGAACAUUUAUUAUUUUCGAAUCUCCAGUAUAUAGAGUAAUAAGGUUUAACGUUCUAAGUCGCUCCACACGCUGCUCGAUCGAUUCUCUAAACGAUUAUUAUUCCCUCUUUACUGCGCAAGAGUGUUAUCGUAUUAUCCGUCCCCCCUUCUUAUCCUCUCUCAUAGAUGACGUUGGUAUAAUUGAUGAGGUAACGAUAUAAAAUGGCAUUCGGUCAGUACUCGUCUUAAGCGUCAGGAAAAACCUGUAAGAGUGCGGGACGCUUUAUCGAAUAUAGUUAAAACUCUUUCUACCUACGAACACACGUCGCUGAUGUUUGGUAGAAUCGGAGAUACACGCAAGAGAUACUUAAAAUUCCGCCAGGAAAAUAUUUCCGACGGGAAUAUUUACGGCAAUUAUUAAUUUAUAUUCUUGACUCAUCAUUGGUAGUAGUAGGACAAGGGAAUUCUUUUUUUUUUUUUAUACUCCUAACUCUAGCUUUCCUUCUUUUUACUCUAUAUACAGUUAUCGCUAUUUUAUUAUUACUAAUCGCUGCGACUAUAAUCAGUCACUUUAUCAAAAGUUGUUAUUAUUAUUAUUAUUAUUAUUUCUAUUAUUACUGUAGGCAGGACGGCCCGGUAGCGUAGUUUUAAAUGCGAAACAAUGCUGAGCCGACUCUAUAUUCUUCCUCGUCUUCUCGACUAAACUUUCUUAUCUAAGGUCCAUUUGAUCUCAUGAAUGUAAUUCUCUCGCAAUAAUCGUGUCUUUCGUAUUUUUGAUCAAAAGUGCUCGCGGUACGAGCUGACUCUAAUAGACCGGCGGCGAAACGCGCGUGGUAGGUACGAAGAUAAGCUGAAAGCUAUUCGCGCUUCGGUGUAGCACGUGAAUCGGGCUGAGCCUGGGCCAUACGAUGCUUGCCCAAUUUUACACUUUAAUUUUUAAGUCGUUACGCCUUCGAUCGUUUUCUUUGUUUUUUUUUGCACGAUGUUCCUUCCUGAUCAAUCUGCAGAAGAUGAGUAAGGACAUUACCACGCAUCUUAUGCUAGUGCUUCAACAUUUAAGAUAAUCGGUAUAGGCAUCAUAUCCAUGUAUGAUGCGUAAGCGUGACACAUACCGCUGAAGCUACGAGACUUUGAAAAGCGACUGUUUCGCCGUUAGUCUGUGAACGCUUGGAGAAAUUUGACAAGGGGAAUAUUUAUCUGCAUGCGAGCAGAUGUUUCAUGCGUCACGUAAUUUCCUCUGGUAUAAAUAUUCAUUUCUAAUUAAUUAAAAUUACGUGACACGUGAAGGAUCGGCUUAGGGGCAGAUUAUUCGCUCCUCGCCCGAGAUUGUCUUAGUUUUCCUAUAAGCGUUUAACGAAUUAACGGCAGUUAACCGGUACACGGUUUAUGUGCGCGCGACACGCACGUGCUCUACAUAUACAUACAUGAGCGUCCAUUCAUUAUUCCGUGGCGAGAGUCUCGUCUCGAAUAGCAGACGAUUAUUCUAAAGUAAUGCGCAGCGCGGCUAGAGAAGCCAUCGGGCGUGCUUCUCCCGUUAAUUUUCCCGGCCCAAGACGUGUCGUAUCGUGCAAUCGCUCUUUUCACAGAGAGAAAACCAAUGCUCUUACGUGCCUUUUAAGCAAGUAGUACAUUGAAUUCGCGUAUUAUACGCUUUACACCGAAAAAAAUUGUUUCCUUGAAAUAAGGAUACUAUAUACUUUGCAAGUCCUCUUAAUGUGGAUGAGAAUAUAUUUUCAUUUUCUUGAAUAUUCUUUAAAACUAAGAAUAUAUUCUUCCUAACGGACUUUUAAACAGUGACAUACAGAUCAUGUUUCAUUUGCGGUUUUGCAAAAAUAAUUAUAUCAUUAUAAUUUAAGAUAAGCAGUGCAGCGUUGAUGUUCAAUGCCUUAAACUUCGUGAUAUUUAAAUAAUGGAUGAGACGGUAAAACAAGUGGAGAGCUUAAUUGUUUUGUGCCCGAUUUCUUCUCAUAGCUGUCUUCCAGAUAAAGAUACUCAUCAAUUAACUAAAAACUUGUUUUCUUAUUGAAACCUCUGGUUACAUAUCUAACGGAUAGCUAUCCUUUAUACUACUAUUUUUCGACACAAAAUGUAUUAGAAUUUUAUUAGAAAUUAACGUAUUUUCUGGAAGAUGUCUCACGAAUAAAGUUAUUUAGAGGUGAAGAAAUUAGGCAUUAGACAACCAUAUUUUAAAGAUCAAGAUAUUUACAAUUUUUAUUAAAUUGUUUUUAUAUUUAAUCUUCAUGAUUAAUCAGUAAAUAAAAAACCGGUGCUAAUUCCAAUAAGGAUCGAUAUUUUAAAAUUACAUUUUCUUUCACAUUUGUGGAAAAUUAGUCCUAGAAUAAAUCGUGUAAAAUUCCAUCUUACUUAUAUCUAUAAAAGUAUAUGUAUAUAUCUACUAAUCUUUAGAAGAAUUUCCUUUGAAAUUGAAAAUUCUUUUGAUACCUAUUUUAGAAGAUUACUAUAAAAAUAAGAGGGAAAUUCUUGAGUCGAGAAUACAAUUUUUGCCGGUGUAACAGCGAAUUUCAGGCUGCGUUUUCUUCUUUCUUUUCUAUUCCCUUUUCGUCGCAGCAUCCCGUUCGCCCUGUGUUGUAUUGUUAUUAGGAACUUCUUGCGUAUAUCGUGACUCUUCCGAGUGCACGGUAAAACCGCGCGGUCCGCGACCGCCGGGUUCUCGGCGCGGUUUUAGCUCCUUUAUCGCCGCCCGAAAUCGCGUCGUAGCGAAAACUUCCGGUUGUAUUUUAGACGUUUAUGGCUGUUAGUUAAGGACGCGCUUUCGCGCCGAGCGUCGUUUCCGGGCGACGCGCCGUCGUCCGGUGGACUGUCAUGGGUUUUGGCGUACAAUACCUGUCGAUGGUCCCGUGUCGGAAAACGCGUCACACACGUGCAAUGAUCCCGUCGUAGGGUACAUUAAACUCUGUCUCUCUCUCUUUCUCUCUCGCUCCCUCGUCGAAAUGGUGGACACGACGGCUGCGCAUCCGUGAUCGCCGCGAAAUAAUGAACGUGAUCCUCGUGUGCGUGUGUGUCUCUGUGUAGACGUAAAUCUAGAAUUAUACCGAAUCGUUCGAAUGCGGAGGCACCACCCAGUACCGAAGAACUCGUACGUACGGAUAUAUCUAUAUUUCAUAUAGGGAACUAUAAUGAACAAUUUAUUUUUCCAACGAGCAUAUCAUAUCAUUUUUAUAAGGGAUUCGUCGGAAAUCGUUCUUUGGGAAGCUUGCCGCUUCGUCAAACGAGCGGUCCGCGAUUCGCGAAACGUCGCGACUUCGUAAGGGUUUCUUUCUCGUUCUCGGGGGAUAGGUUCCUUUUUUUUCCAAUCUCUCCGUUCCCGAGGAGGGUUACCAAUGUACACCGCACCCUCUCUUACGCAUUUCUCCGACUCGCGCGAAAGCAGAUACUUCGAUCGAGAAAUUCGGACUGCUCCAAACGAGAAAGCGGAGUUCGACGACUACCGGAAAGAAAGGAAGAAAAAAAAAAGACAGACGUGCAUGAUCGUUUAUCUGUUCCUUAUGACACCAGAGAUCGCAUAUAUACACUUAUAUAUACGUAAAACACCGGUGUGUACGCUUGCUUUUCUACUGUUUCCUUUCCUAUAGUGUUUUUCUCCUAACGCGAUUUUAUUACAUUGCAUUUACGCGAAUCUUAUCGCAACGUAAAAUCUCGUAUUUUAUAAAGACCGUGUGGCAACACGGUGAGGAGGUAAUCAACAAAAUUAACCGGACUCGCGACCGACCUCCGCGUGGAGGUCCUCGCAGGAUCGGAGCCGUGAAAGGAUCUGGCCUUCAUGAGUGUGUCUAAAUUAGCUUACGUAAAUGUGUACACACGCGUUUGUAUGCUUAAUUCUCGAGCAUAAGUGCACGGUGAAUUAUACAGUUCGGGAGAUAUUUGGGAUUCCUAUUUCGUUUGCUCGUCGUAACACGCGACAUCGUGAAUAAACGAUAAACUAGCGCCCUGCGCCAUCGAGCGCAUCCACGCGAUGUCGGCGUAAACGAAGUCAGAAAGAGCGCGUGAAAAUCGUUGGGAAAAGGGUAUCUCGCAGAAAGUAAUUUUGCCCGACGACCGUACACGCAUAGAGCGUCCCCUUAUUUACGCGGAGCAGUUCCUCGUUGGUUCUCGACAUCGUCACCCUUCUCUAUUCUUACUCGUCUGGAAGAUUCACCACUCGAAACUUCCCCAGAUAGCAGAGGAAAACUGAAAAAAAGAUGAAGAUUCUCUUUGAAUUCGCGAAUUAUAAAUUCUUUUUCCAUUUCAUUGCUGUUCUAAAAAGAGUUCAAAAACAAUUUGGUCCUAUGUCACCUCUUCAUCCGAGCUCUUUUUCAGAAAAAGAGAUUUUUUUAUAUGCUCUAUGAAAAUUCGUAAUAAAGGAGAUUCUUUUUGAGUUCGUUUCACGAAUAGAUUAUGCUAGUUCAAAAAACUGAAAAAGAUGAUUUCUUUUGAAUUCGCGAUAAUCACCCGUACUAUUUAGGUCGCUUCUCAGUCGACACAGUAUUACAUUUUAUAUAUCGUUGAAGUUGCAGCAAUCUUGUAGUUAUAUUAUAAUUUCGCCCUUUUCCAAAAGUAAUGAGGAUAGCACAUUUACAUUAUCUUAUUAUAAUUAACUACUUAUUUGUAUAACGUGAAAGUUCCAAUGUUUAAAUUCUAUGUAUUGAAGCAUCGCGUACUUGUUAUGUAAAUAAUAUGUAGCAUUCGCACAUUUACAUUAUGUAAAAGAAAGCAAUAGAUACAAGCAAUUAUGAUACAAAUAUCACGAAAUAUUUGUUAUAUAAUGUAUUAUUUCUAAAUUAUAUUUAACAGUUACAAAUUGUGUCGACUGGGUUCCUUUUUGUAAAAAAAAAGAAGAAAUUUGUUUAUGUGAAAAAAUUUAUUUUUAGUUUCGACGCAUAAACGGUUCGAAAUCAACACGUGGCUUAAGUUACGUAAAGCUCGAGCUGCCUUCCGUGUGUACGUGAUUUAAUAUUAUGCAAGGAAAUAAAAAUAUAUAUGUAGCGAUAAGAUAAUCCAUCAACCGAACGCGGUGAAAUAAGGGGCGGCCAUGCGCUUGCGAACAACUCUUUCGUUAUUCCGUAGCGAGAUAUCGGGGAGGCGAAAAGUCUCUUUCGACCGAGAAAUCAAUGAGAUCAAUGAAACGAGAAGCGAUUCGCAACACACGUGAACCUAAUCGGGUGCGCGCAUCCGCUCUAAAGAUGUACUUAAUCAUUUAAAACGGGAAACUGCGCAGAGAACAAAACCAACUAGAUGAUACUAUUAUAUAAUAUAUACAUAAAAAAAAAUAUAUCUAAGCUGUUUGCAAAUGAUGACGAUGUAAAGGGGUAAAGAGGGAAGAGUAAAGGAAAAGAGGGAAAAAAAUAAAAUAUGAAUUUGUAAUGUACCAUUGUAUUUUGUAGGCAGCUAGAGCGUGUACGUAUACAUAUGCACAGAUACCCCCGUGUAUGUAUGUAUGUAUGUUUACGUAUAUAAAUAUACAUACUCCUCCCCCAUCUUCGUCUCACCUAAUACAGAUACACGCAUACACAAUAUAUAACGUGCCGUUCGCCUGUAACGGCCAGAGGAAAAUAUUUUGGAUCUUUAAGGGAAGAACGAGAGAGCUCGGAAAAGUCGGAGUGCUGUAGCACGUCAAAUCUUAUCUUCCGAAUUUCCGAGGGGAGGACUUCCUCUCGUCUAUCACGACGAGGCGAGGGGCAUUCUCUUCAGCGCAUAUUACACGCCCGCCGCCACCGACGCGUAUCGACUUUUACACACACACACACACACACAUACAGACGUAUUCCAAUGUGACGACAGUGAAAAACGUGCAUGUAUAAACGCGCGAUCACGCGCGCGUGUAAAUCGAGAAAUUAUAACGCUUCGCGGAGCGAACGCUCGCGGAGCGAACGCUCGUGUUGCUAUUCGUUUUCAAGCUUGCCAUUUCCUUUCGAGGCGUUCCGAAUGAGAAAUGUAAAAGGGUCAUGCGUUAUGUCUUGCGGGCGCGAAUCGCCGCAAGAUUCGGCAAUGCGGCAAAAUUUUUUCCCCACGCGAACGGCAACUCUAUCGAGCUUUUUCGCGCUGGUGUAUCGUCGCGCGAUUACGAGAGCGCCCCGGUAUGUAAUUGCACUGAUAAUUUUCAGUAGAACGAAUUCAAAUUGAAAAGCAGGAAGUUCAUUAAUGAGAUUGCCGUGUACAUUUCGAAUAAUUUAUUUUUUCAUAUUCCGCCCAGUGAUAUUGGAAUCGAAUAAGCUGAAAAAUGCAUCCAAGCCAUAAAAAGCAUGUAGAGCGUGUUUAAUGCAUUACAUAUUUCUCAUAAAAUACCGAGCGAUCGCUCCAGGACCUCGUUGUUAUUUCACGUUAUAUGCGACACUCUCUAAAAAGAAGAAAAAAGUACGCGAAGAGAAAAAAGUAGCGCGUAGUAACGACACGGAUCGGAUGUUAACAAUAAGAGAAAAGUAAAUUGCGCGAUGACGGUGUAAUGAGUGAAAUAAUCAACUACUGAUUAGCUAGGCCGUAACGCGGAAUAUCGUUACGUGCCGACUAAAUUCCCUCCCAUCGCAGAUUGAUUGUGUGUUAACUAAUAAGAUUAAGUAACGGUAUAGUAUAUUACAGUUAAGGAAUUUAAUUAUUAUGAAUAAAUAAAAAAUAAUUAAAAGAAAAAAAAAUACCUAUCUGUAUGCUAAGCACACACACGUUUCGAGCCGUAACGUGACGUAUGGCUAAGGGCAAUGUUUAUGACUUUAAACGAGUCUUUAAUUUUAACGUGACACACUGAGUUACUCGGCGCGUCUGCACCGCGACGCACAGAAAACGUCAAAUUAUCUUGUUAACUCUGCAAACUGAAAGAUCGUUCAAGACAAAAAAAAAUGAGAAGUAUAUUAGCAAUAGUAUAUUAAUUAUACACACACAGGUACACGACACAAAAAUCACGCGCGGCCGCAUAUACACGCUGCACAGGCUAGGAAAAAUGAAAUACUAUCUAUAACGACAUUAUAAAUAACAUUAAGACGUCAACUGUAUUUGUUUAAUAAAGAUGUACAUUCGA